This is a messenger RNA of Homarus americanus (American lobster), 1006 nucleotides long. RefSeq lists its product as uncharacterized. The coding region runs from base 41 to 1006 and encodes 321 amino acids. The record is from RefSeq and is a predicted model, not a curated record. The transcript has 6 exons. NCBI's taxonomy places the organism in Eukaryota, Metazoa, Arthropoda, Malacostraca, Decapoda, Nephropidae.
AUCACUGGGCUGCUACGAAGACGACUUGCUGACCCCGGCCAUGACCCACACGACCAUCAACUUUGACCUGACCUCACCCAGCGCUAAGAAGUGUCAGGACGCUUGUCUCUUUGAUGGCUUUAUCUACGCUGGGGUGGCCGAAGGUUAUCUGUGUCUCUGUGGAGACAACAAGGGGUCGUCUGUGAGCUCGUCGUGUAGUAAGGCGUGUGUGGACGGCCAGGGGUGUGGUGGAGAGGACCCCAUACACCACAGUGUUUACCAGGCAGGGGGUGACGUUACCUUCUCCCUCACCGCUACUGUACAGGACAAGGCCAUCGACGUGUCCCUGGUUGGCCUGACCCCUGUGGCCACGUACCAGGUGCACCUAGUUGGCCUCAGUCCCGCCUUCAACGUGGCACCUGGAACCCUUACCACCUCCCUAGUGCUGGAGAACUACCUCAUACCUGGCUCAUUCCUUCUGUCAGGUGUGUGCUAUAACUGUCGGGUGGCUGAACCAGACGUCGAGUACUACUGCAACGUGUCUGUGACGGCACCGACGGGAAGGAUCAUGUCAGCGUCCUUCACUGAUUGGUUUACUUUCACGCCCACAGCCGUGGCAGAGUUCACCAAGGUCGGUGACGUCCCACCACAGGACUACGGGGCUAUAGACUUAGUAUCAGUGACCGACGUCCAGGAGAUAGUCAAGAUCAACUCCCCCAUCACUGUGAUCGGCUACGUCAGGGCUCUCGAAGUAUACAUCACGCAGAUAGAUUCCUUCGUCUUUAAGAUAUACAGACCAGAGUGCACAACAGGGGAGUUCUGUCUUGAGCUUAACGGGUGUACGGACAGCUGCCCUUACACACGAGAGGACAGUGUGUACUCUUGCCCCUCCUCGGAGCUCUUGUGUACACUCAAUGGAAUGUGUGCCGAAAACGACAUCGUGGGAGAAUGUGUAGGACCUCAAGGUAGUGUGCUGGGUCAUCUGAUGUUUGUGUUGUGGAGGUGUAGGAAGGUCCUCAUGGUAUAG